This is a messenger RNA of Lodderomyces theae, 840 nucleotides long. Its product is annotated as mitochondrial 37S ribosomal protein mS23. The transcript has a single exon. Bases 1 to 840 code for a protein of 279 amino acids. The record is from RefSeq and is a predicted model, not a curated record. Gene Ontology annotation, molecular function: structural constituent of ribosome. Gene Ontology annotation, cellular component: mitochondrial small ribosomal subunit. Lineage: Eukaryota; Fungi; Ascomycota; Pichiomycetes; Serinales; Debaryomycetaceae.
AUGAAACUUCAAACAGAGGCAACCAAUGUUCUAUCACGAACAUCGGCAUACUUGAAAUCUGGAGUGCUCAAGCAGAAGCCUGUGUGGUUCGACAUUGUGGCCAAGUACCCACCAAGCCAUAAACUUGUGAAGAAACCAUAUAUCCACGAGGCCGAUUCCACUGACCCACGUAACGAUCUCCUUAAACCAAAGAACCAGCAUUUACAAAAACCACAACUUUUCAAAACCCGUCCAGCAUCCAGUGAAGUGGCCAACAAGAACAACCAAAUCCACCGUAUACCAAAAUUGACGUUUCUUGAAGAUGAAUUGAGAAAUUAUUUUUAUUUGCAACAUCCUUGGGAGUUGUCAAGACCAAAAAAUUUGAUUGAGAAUAAUGGUGAUGAAAUCCUGAAGAAAUGUGACUGGAGUCAAAUGUUGCAAUUGCACAAACCUUUGGACGGGGAGUCGGUUAUUCAGCGAGCCGUGUAUCUCUUACACAAUGAUGACAAAGUGAAAGACGUUUUCGAGGCUUACGAUAUAGCAAGGUUUGAGUUUUAUCGUUUACGUAUGGCAGAGGAAAUGGAGAGUCAUAUUGCAAGGGAAGAAAGUACAAUGUACGGCGCUGUUUACGAAUCAACUAAUAUUGAUUGGAACUUGACUACGGAACAGAAAUACAUCGAUGACUGGGUUAAAUUGGCAGCUGAACAAACGCGUGUUUUGGAGGCAAAUUCCAAUAGAUCACAAGCACCAAGUGGCUCCUUGGUAGAGGAAGAAAAAUCGAGAGCAUCGUUGUUUGAGAGUUUGUUGCUGGUUAACAGCGACGUUACCGAUGAGAUCAAAAGAGCUGAAGAGAAUAACUGA